CCUACGAAUCACAAGAGCAGCCAAAAUUUGCCAAAAGGGAUUUUUUCUUCAAGGUGAUAUCAAUAUCUGUAAAGAUGAGCAAAAAUGGAAUACUAAGUAAGCUUCGUGCUUUGAUGCACAACCAUGCAUAUGUUAGCCAGCCUCUGCAUGCUUAUAUCAUUCCAACUGGAGAUGCACAUCAGAGUGAAUAUGUUGCAGAAUGUGACAACAGACGCUCAUAUAUCACAGGAUUUACUGGAUCUAGUGGCACUGCUAUUGUAACAACUAGUGAAGCUGCUCUUUGGACAGAUGGCAGAUAUUAUCUCCAGGCAGAGCAGCAGUUGAGUAAUGAAUGGAAACUGAUGAAGCAAGGUUUGCCAGAAACUCCAACUGAAUCAAAAUGGUUGAAUAGUGUCUUACCUGUUGGAGGUCGAGUAGGGUGUGAUCCUCGUCUUAUGUCUAUUGAUAAAUGGAAGCCCCUUCACAAAGAGCUCCAGUCAUUUGGUCAUGAGUUAGUCAGCGUGGAUGAAAAUUUGGUGAAUCUCAUCUGGAGUGACAGACCUGAUGAACCUCACAGUGAACUCAUCAUUCUAACGGAGGCUGAGACAGGGAAAACUUGGCAGCAAAAAGUUUCACAGAUCAGGGAAAAGAUGAUUGAAGAAAAAAUUUCUGCGCUAGUGGUUACAGCUUUAGAUGAGAUUGCUUGGUUGUUUAAUCUCCGAGGUGCUGACAUCAUUUAUAAUCCUGUUUUCUUCUCUUUUGCAAUUCUAACAUUGGACUCAAUCAAUUUAUUUAUAAAUGAGAAAAAAUUAUCCAAACAAGUCCUUCAACAUCUGAGUGAUGUUCAGUUCCACCCUUACGAAAGUGUGUAUCAGUUUUUAUCUAAGUUAGCAGAGAGUGAAGCAGUGUCUAAGAUUUGGAUUAGUGGCAAUUCUAGCUAUGCAAUUUACAAUCGGAUCCCUAAACAAAAAAUUCAUCUAGCGUCAACACCAUUAGCAUUGAUGAAAUGUGUAAAAACAGAAGCAGAAAUGAAAGGAAUGGAACAUGCACAGGUGAAAGAUGCUGUUGCCCUGUGUGAAUUCUUCGUCUGGCUUGAGAAAGAGGUGUCUAAAGGGUCAGUCACUGAAGUAUCAGCAGCCAAAAAAGCAGAGUUUUUUCGCAGUCAGCAAGAAAAUUUUAUUUCCUUGAGUUUUGAUACAAUAUCCAGUAUUGGACCAAAUGGGGCAAUCAUCCAUUAUAAACCAAGCUCUAAAACAGAUAGCACAGUGACUACAGACCAGAUCUAUCUUAUAGACUCUGGUGCUCAGUACAGGGAAGGCACAACUGAUACCACAAGAACAAUUCACUUAGGAACACCAUCCAAACAUGAACAGGAAUGUUUCACACGAGUUCUCAAAGGUCACAUUAACCUUGCCUCUGCAAUAUUUCCACCUGGUAUUAAAGGCCACAUGCUGGACACAUUGGCUCGUCAGUAUUUAUGGGAAGUAGGACUAGAUUACAGACAUGGAACUGGACAUGGUGUUGGUGCCUUCCUCAAUGUCCAUGAAGGUCCAUGUGGAAUUUCUUUCCGAACCCCACCCACAGAAGCCAAUCUUGAAGAAAAUAUGGUUUUAACUGAUGAACCUGGUUACUAUGAAGAUGGGAAGUUUGGAAUUAGAAUUGAAAACUGUAUGAAAGUUAUUAAAGCAGUUACCAAACACAAAUUUGGUGGUAAGGAUUUCCUUACAUUUGAGCCUAUUACUCUUGUUCCAAUUCAGAGGAAAAUGAUAGAUGCCUCCAUCCUUACUGCUAAAGAGACUGAAUGGCUAAACAACUACCACAGUAAAGUGAGACAGGUGGUGGGGGAUGAACUGAAAAGACAAAACAAAACAGAAGUUUACCAAUGGCUGAUCAAAGCUACAGAGACUCUAGGUUAGAAUCUAGGUGUUAGAAUCAGUAUUCAGAUUCAUUCAUGUUAUAUUCAUAUAGUCAGAGCUCAAGUGCUUAAUUGUAAUUAGAGUUGUUUUAUACAUUUUAAUUUGAUAGAUUUUCAAAAUUGUUAGAUUAUCCUAAAAAUAUGGUUUUGUAAAAAGAAAUGGUGGUAAAACAAAAUGGUAGAAGAGCCAAACAAAAUUAAAGAAUGUUUUUGUUAGAAAGAAUAAAGUUAGAGGGGAUUGUCUUGUCAUCCAAGUAAUUUGUAGUAGCUAGUAAGUCUGUCGUUGAAACAAAGGUGAAACAAUAAUUGAGUGUUACAGAUGUUGUUAGCAAUCUACAUGAAACAUUCUUUAAGUUUAUUGCUUUAAAUGUUUUAACGUAGAGAGUAUGAUGUUGUAAGUGAUAAGAGCAUUUUUAGCAAUUUUAGAUGUGUAACAAAAGCAAUUUUAUUAAAGUAUUUU
Molecule: messenger RNA, 2354 nt
Organism: Physella acuta
Lineage: Eukaryota; Metazoa; Mollusca; Gastropoda; Physidae
Product: xaa-Pro aminopeptidase 1
Molecular function (GO): metalloaminopeptidase activity
Source: RefSeq, a predicted model, not a curated record